CUGCACAGAUCAUGUUUUGCACUUUGAACACUCAUAAAGCUGAUAUGGACAAGCUUUUAGGUGCACAAAUUGGCCUUGAAGAUUUCAUAUUUGCCCACGUAAAAGGACAACGAAAAGAAGUGGAAGUUCUUAAAACUGAUGAUGUGCUUGGUCUUACCAUUACAGACAAUGGAACUGGUUGUGCAUUUAUAAAGCGAAUCAAAGAAGGUAGCCUUAUGGACCAAACCAAAAUUAUCUGUGUGGGUGAUCACAUAGAGACUAUAAAUGGAAAAAAUGUGUCAGAUUGUCGGCAUUAUGAAGUUGCCAAAAUGCUAAAAGAUCUGCAGAAAGGUCAGAUGUUUAAGCUGGAGUUGAUAGAGCCUAUGAAAGCAUUUGAAAAGCUGGAACCAAGGUCCAAGGGAGGAACUCUGCCAGCAGCUAAAAUCUCCAGAGGGAGAGAAACACUUCGGCUGAGAAGCAAAGGCCCUGCUACUGUGGAGGAAAUGCCAACGGAAGUUGAAGAAAAAGCAAUUAAAAAAGUGGAUGAGCUUCUUGAAACAUAUAUGGGGAUAAGAGAUAUUGAAUUAGCUGCAACAAUGGUGGAAGCUGGAAGAGACAAGAAAAAUCCAGAUGAAUUUGCAGUGGCAUUGGAUGAAACUCUUGGAGACUUUGCAUUUCCAGAUGAGUUUGUCUUUGAUGUAUGGGGAGCAAUAGGUGAUGCUAAGCAAGGACGACUUGAGUGAGAACUGUGCAGCUUAUCAGUCCCUAUAUGAAAGCACAAAAUUAUUUUCAAAUAUGUACAUCAGAAUUUUAACACUUUUAUUGAUAUGAAUC
Messenger RNA from Nestor notabilis (Kea), 813 nucleotides. Its product is annotated as PDZ domain-containing protein GIPC2-like. Bases 12 to 722 code for a protein of 236 amino acids. Gene Ontology annotation, molecular function: protein binding. The record is from RefSeq and is a predicted model, not a curated record. NCBI's taxonomy places the organism in Eukaryota, Metazoa, Chordata, Aves, Psittaciformes, Psittacidae. The transcript is spliced from 5 exons.